Messenger RNA from Clonostachys solani, 192 nucleotides. NCBI's taxonomy places the organism in Eukaryota, Fungi, Ascomycota, Sordariomycetes, Hypocreales, Bionectriaceae. The record is from the annotation of a GenBank genome assembly.
AUGGCAUCCACUUGGGACCAAUAUGCGAUAUCCCCUCUCGAGGGUGCGGGGGAGUGUGCCGAGACCGAGAAGACGGAGAGGCAAGUCUGCGCCUGGAUGACCGCCCACGAACGCCUGGGGAGAGAUUCCCCCGAUCCCCCACAAGACCUCAACGCAACAUUGGAGCAUCGCCAAGACACACCAUGGGUGUAG